Molecule: messenger RNA, 525 nt
Organism: Paracoccidioides brasiliensis Pb18
Exons: 2
Coding region: 1-525 (174 amino acids)
Source: RefSeq, a predicted model, not a curated record
AUGACCCUUGGCGCAAUCGCCAACCCCUUUCCAAACCCCCAGAACGAUGCCGUGCAAUGCGGUACCAACACCUGCAACAACGGCGACGUAUGCUGUAACGAAAGUUGCGGCAUCUGCACUCCUCCUGGUGGUCUAUGCACCCAGCAAGCCUGCAAACCACCUACAGAUUCGGUUGAUCGCCCUGUGAAGUGCGGUCCGAACACCUGCAAAAAAGGCGACGUGUGCUGCAACGAAAGCUGUGGUAUCUGCACCCCUCCUCGCGGGACGUCCAAUGCGGUCCUACAAUCUGCAGGAGAGGCCAGGUCUGCUGUAAUAAGAGCUGUGGAAUUUGCACUCCCCCUGGUGGAGGGUGUACCAAACAAGCCUGCUUCCCUCCCCCCGCGAAAUGCGGCUCGACGACCUGCCCUUCUGGCCAAGUGUGCUGCAACGCCAGCUGUGGAGUCUGCACUCCUCCUGGUGGGGCUUGUACCCAACAAAUCUGUCAGGAUCCUGCGACGACAAUCAAUGAUAUGUGAUAUGAAUUAA